Messenger RNA from Lobosporangium transversale, 1794 nucleotides. RefSeq lists its product as hypothetical. The record is from RefSeq and is a predicted model, not a curated record. Bases 173 to 1783 code for a protein of 536 amino acids. NCBI's taxonomy places the organism in Eukaryota, Fungi, Mortierellomycota, Mortierellomycetes, Mortierellales, Mortierellaceae. The transcript has 3 exons.
CGAAUUGUUGGCUGCACUCUCUGAUACACAAUGGCUUUCCAAUAUUGACCUGCAGCUUGCUUUGCUACAUGACACGGACAUUAUUAUCUACCUUUCGAAUAUCUCUGAUCUAUACAUUCAGUUUGUUGUAUAUAGAAUAAUCAAGACAUUGCUCUUGCUCUCGAAUCUACCGAUGGAGUUUGAUCAACUUUGUGUGAAUCAACUGCAGCAUCAGCUUAUUCGUAAGCUUUCCCAAAGAUUUGUCGAUAGCCAUACUUUUCCCUCUAUUUCGUAUGAACAACAACAACAACUACUACUACUACUACAACAGCAACGACAGCAGCAGCGGAACGUUCUUGAAUUGUUCCACCUGCUGUUCAAGCAUCAUCGACAUUUGAUCCGCCACCUGAAAACCGGUUCAAGUGACCAUUCCAGUCAAGAGAAGGAGAUUCACAACCAUGCUGCAUUGAUUACUUUAAGGGAAUUGACUCUGCUCUCACCGUUCUGGGAUCUUGUGUUGCCACAAAUCCUUCGUUCGGAAGAGACACAGUACGCGAUGUUGAGACUGUUGAUUGAUCUUGAAAAAUAUCGCACCAUACACAGCAUCAAAGAAUCAUGGUAUCGAUAUGUUGUUCUUUGCCAUGAAAAUAUAAGCCGCUGUACAGAUCAGCUCAUAGACGUCUCUUUAUUCAAGCCAUCAUCACUCCGAAAACUGUUUGAGCUCUUGGGAUUAUUGGUAAAGGAUGCUCCACCAGCUACUGCUGGACCAAGCCCGGAUUCUUCCCACAAUUUGUCUAACGCUCUGGAAUUAUCGGUUUACGUUCUCAAGGGACUGGCUCCUUUAUUGCUUAAAAUCAUGACUGCCUUGAGUGAGCAUGACCCUGAACUCGAUUACUUUUCAACCGAGGCUACUGUUUUUAUUUUCUCCAACAACCCUGCCUACACCCAGAUCCACAAAGCUCUGCAGCCCCUUGUGUCAAAUCCAGAGGCGAUCCGUCAGCUAGGCCGCGUGUUUUUGACUGCUGUGCUCUCUAUCCUCAGCUCUCUAACGAAUCCAAAAGCCCAUAGUCAACAGGCUACUGAUCUUACAAAGGAAACAGUCAUGUUGGACCAGAUAGCAUCCCAGCUACCGUCCCUUUCUACGUUUCUUCAAUCCUGGGUUGGGCCAAAGACCUUGAAAAUCCUCUUGAGGAUCUAUGCCGAAGAUGAUGCCGGUAUCUCAUGGUUACUGCUGACCAUAGCUCAGAUCCAUCAGAAACUUGAUCAGAUAUGCUCACAUGAUGACCAUUAUUAUUUUUCUUCUUCUGUCAUCCCAUCGCCAUCAUUGCUGUUAUCGGUCAAGGAACUAUACAUCCAUCUUCAUCGCCAUGUUCAUCCACUAGAGGCACUAUUCCUGUUUCUGGAAACGAUCGGAUAUGACCACCAGACUUUACUUGAUUUACUUUUAACACUGGAUGACCAAAGGACAGGAGGGAUGCUUAGUGCAAUGAUGAUGGUCUUACGGACCUUUACAGAGCAUGAAUCAGAUCAAAAAACUCUAAUCGCACGUUGGCACCACCAGAUCAUAUUGGAAGAAGAAAGCAAGAUCAUAUAUGAAGAUGAUGAUGAUAAUAAUGAGCAAAUCAGCCCAACAAGAACACAAUUGUGUAACAUGGAGCUCUGUCUUUCACAGCUGGUUGAUCAAAUUCGAAAGUUAAAUGAUAAAAAUCUAUUCCCUUACAACCCACGGGCCCUCUUGGUAGUACUGGAUCACAGUAGAGACAUUUUGUCAUCCGUCAUCGCUACGAUACCAUAUCCUCAUUGAGACAAUAAACC